GACAAAUCGAAAAACUCAUGCCGGGCGACACUGCCAUGACUGACGCGGUGCUGGCUGACGGGACUCCAGCGGAAAUGGCAUUUGGCAUGUACAAGGAGUACAAGAUAUCUUCCUACGUGAUGCUAUUCAUGCUCCUUGUCUUGAUCUCUAUCGGUGUCAGCCAUGUGCUCGAACGGAAGUGGAAACUCACGUUCAUCACAAGCAGCGGAGCAACCAUUCUCAUCGGCCUUGUCGCCGGUGCUCUGUGCUCGCUGGACCAGUCGGACAUCGUUGCUCGAUGGCUGGUCGGGUUUGAUCCGAAUGUGUUCUUUGUGGGGCUCCUUCCUCCAAUCAUUUUCAACUCUGGCUACACCAUGAAGCGGCGGCACUUCUUCGCCAACUUGUCGAGCAUUCUCCUGUUUGCCAUCUUGGGUACAUUUGCUUCCUCGGUGGUUGUCGGCGGUCUUCUCUACUUCUUGGGAUCCAUGGGGCUGAGUUUGCAAAUGCCAUUGGCCGAGUGCCUUGCAUUUGGCGCGUUGAUCAGCUCCACGGACCCCGUGUCCACGUUGGCAGUGUUCCAACAGCUCAACGUGGACCCCAAGCUAUUUUACAUCAUUUUCGGCGAAAGCGUGCUCAACGACGCGAUUUCGAUCGUGCUAUUCAACACGUUUUCCAAGUUCAUUGGCGUCAAUGUCAUUCAUGCCCAUGCGAUUUCGUACGCUGUGCUGGACUUUGUCGGAGUAUGUGUGGGCUCGAUCUUCGUCGGCGUCUUCUUUGGCUGUGUGUCGUCGCUGGCCCUCAAGCACCUCAAACACUUGACCCUCAUGCACGAAGUGAGUCUGUUUUUGCUAUUUGCGUACAUGCCGUUCCUGGUCGCCGAAGUGCUCGAGCUGUCUGGCAUCGUGUCCGUCUUGUUCGCGGGCAUGCUCAUGAAGCAUUACACGUCCAACAACCUGUCGCCGACCGCCCAGGACAUCGCGUCCAACGUGUUCCACGUCGUCGCGUUUGUGUGUGAGCUCGUUGUGUUUCUAAACUUGGGCCUGUCGUUCUUUACUAUGGAGCGCGGACUCAGCGUUCCGUUUAUGCUGUGGGCCAUCCUCGCGUGUCUCGUGGCCAGGGCUGUGCACGUGUAUCCGCUAGCCAUGCUCCGCAACGCAUGCCUCCGUCGUGGAAGAAGCCACUCCCAAUCUCGACUUAGUCGCAACGAGCAGCACAUGAUUUGGUUUAGCGGUCUCCGCGGCGCGAUUGCAUUUUCGCUCUCAUUGUCAUUCCCUCUUCCUUUUCGCGAGCAAGUUCGCGCGGCCACGAUGGUCGUGGUGGUCGUGACCGUGCUCGUCAUGGGCGGGCUCACAGUGAAGCUGCUCAACGUGCUCGACAUCAAACGCGUGCCGAAAGAAGCUGAAGGCGAUGAAGCUGUGUUGCAAGCCUCCACGAAACGGCAUGUGCUAUUGAAGUGGGAUGCCAAGUACUUUCUGCCUUGGCUCACCACGCUCCCUAUGUAUGACGAAGUGGAUUUGCAGUCGAUUCAUACCGCAGGCUCCUCGCCAAACAGUGUCGUCGACGAGGUUUUAACUACUGCCGGACCAAAUGGGUUUGAAAUAGUCUCAGUCGACACCAAUGCAACGGACAACCGCCAUGUAGUGACCGAUACUGCCGCUGGUGCUGUGCUAACCUAGACCUACGAACGAUAUGACAAUAUUAAGAUUUGAUCAGUAAGGGUGCGUCUGGUAACAUUUAAAAAUAAUAUUCCAUUUUCUCGC
This is a messenger RNA of Aphanomyces astaci, 1739 nucleotides long. Its product is annotated as sodium/hydrogen exchanger 3. Gene Ontology annotation, molecular function: sodium:proton antiporter activity. The record is from RefSeq and is a predicted model, not a curated record. Gene Ontology annotation, biological process: regulation of pH; proton transmembrane transport; sodium ion transport. The transcript has 10 exons. The coding region runs from base 18 to 1655 and encodes 545 amino acids. Gene Ontology annotation, cellular component: membrane. Lineage: Eukaryota; Oomycota; Saprolegniomycetes; Saprolegniales; Verrucalvaceae.